AUGAACAGAGACGAUGGGGAGGAAAAUAAGGCAGAAGAACAAGGACAGGAGGAGCCACGAGAGUCACCGGUGUCGGGAGGACAAGAGAACCUUUCCCCAUGUGGGGGACUGGAAGCUGCCUCAGCAACCUUGGAAAGAGCAGAAGGUCGGCAGGAAACCCACCCAACGGAGGAAGCGGAAGGCCACAGUCAACCCGGAGUCAAAGCUAUUCGCAAGAGGAAGAAGAUGUUAUCCCGUGUGGAGCUGCAGCAUCAUUCUCAGAGGAUUAAUCCCCAAGAGCUGUUAGAGGAUGUACAGGUGAGUGAAAAUGAGGGAAAACAACAUAGAGGACGACCACGAAGAAGAACUAGAAGUGAGGAGGUCUGCAAUCAGCCUCGAAAAAGGAAGCAGUCAGGAAACAGUACGCAGGGAAGGAAGGAUAAAUCCGUUCCCUCAGUGAGUGGGGUCUCCCUUGAACCAGGAAAGCAGAAAACAAAGAGACCCAGAAAGUGCCUUGAUGCUCAUUUGAGAAUCCACACGGGGGAGGAACCCAGCCAAACCUCAGAGCCUGUGAAAAGUGACCCUCUGAGCAAAAAAACGAUGAAACAUCCCAGGCUUGAUGCCAGGGGAAUGACACAUAAAUGUUUGGUGUGUGGAAAGAGUUUCAGAUGGGAUUCAGUCCUAAAAAUACAUCAGCGAAUUCACUUCGGGGGAAAACUGCAUAAUUGUACAGAAUGUGGAAAGAGCUUCACUCGAAGAUUAGACCUUAUCGUACAUAAAGUGAACCAUAGAAUUGAGAAACGCUUUAAAUGCAAAGAAUGUGGGAAAAGCUUCUGUCGGAAAGUACACCUUACCAAACAUCAACGAAUUCACACAGGAGAGAAACCCUAUAAAUGUGAAUCGUGUGGAAAAGGCUUCAACGAAAAAUCACACCUUAAGCAACAUCGGAUGUGCCAUACAGGGGAGAAACCCUAUAAAUGUGAAGAGUGUGGAAAAAGUUUCAAUGACAAAUCAAACUUUAAUCGACAUUGCAUGUGCCAUACAGGGGAGAAACCCUAUAAAUGUGAACAAUGUGGAAAGUGUUUCAAUCAAAGAUCAGCCCUUAAUCGUCAUUGCAUGUGCCAUACAGGGGAGAAACCCUAUAAAUGUGAACAAUGCGAAAAAAGCUUCAACUAUAAAUCACACCUUAAACAACAUCGCAUGUGCCAUACAGGGGAGAAACCCUAUAAAUGUGAAGAAUGUGGAAAGAGUUUCAGUCAAACAUCAACCCUUAAGCAACAUCGCAUGUGCCAUACAGGGGAGAAACCCUAUAAAUGUGAAGAAUGUGGAAAGUGUUUCAGUCAAAGAUCAGACCUUAAAAAUCAUCACAGGUGCCAUACAGGGGAGAAACCCUAUAAAUGUGAAGAGUGUGGAAAAGACUUCAAUUGGAGCUCAUCCCUUAAGAGACAUCAAAAAACUCACUCAGGGAAGAAACAUUUUUAG
This is a messenger RNA of Elgaria multicarinata webbii, 1461 nucleotides long. Its product is annotated as zinc finger protein 501-like. Bases 1 to 1461 code for a protein of 486 amino acids. The transcript is spliced from 2 exons. NCBI's taxonomy places the organism in Eukaryota, Metazoa, Chordata, Lepidosauria, Squamata, Anguidae. The record is from RefSeq and is a predicted model, not a curated record.